Acinonyx jubatus (cheetah) is the source of this 1914-nucleotide messenger RNA. RefSeq names its product coiled-coil domain containing 61 (gene CCDC61). Lineage: Eukaryota; Metazoa; Chordata; Mammalia; Carnivora; Felidae. Gene Ontology annotation, cellular component: centrosome. The transcript has 14 exons. The record is from RefSeq and is a predicted model, not a curated record. Bases 312 to 1874 code for a protein of 520 amino acids.
GAGUCAUCUUAGUGAAAGACAAGAGGGAGAGGGCUGGGGUCGGAAAGUUGAGGGGGCUUGUGCGCAUGUGCGUGUGUGCUGAAGCCAUGAUGUCAUGAGGCCCGAGAAGUGGGGUCAGCUGUGUGGGCCCGAGUGGGGUGCUGCGGUGUCCACGCGGAGCGCGCAAGGUUGAAGGGCUGACGUCACGGGUUGGCGGGGGCGGGGCCUCGAAUGCAGGGUCGGGAAGCUGAGGCGGAGAAGAGGAGCCAGGAAGAGUCUUGGGACUGGAAUGAAACCAGCAACCAGGAUGGGCCACUGGUCACAGAGCAAGGAUGAAGGAUACAGCGACACUGGCCAUGGACCAGCCAGCCGGCCUGCAGGUGGACUAUGUCUUCCGGGGUGUGGAGCAUGCCGUGCGGGUGGUGGUGUCUGGGCAGGUGCUGGAGCUGGAGGUGGAGGACCGGAUGACGGCUGACCAGUGGCGGGGCGAGUUCGAUGCCAGCUUCAUUGAAGAUCUGACUCACAAGACAGGGAACUUCAAACAGUUCAACAUCUUCUGUAACAUGCUGGAGUCGGCUCUCACCCAGAGCAGUGAGUCGGUCACCCUUGACCUGCUGACCUACACAGACCUGGAGUCCCUGCGGAAUCGCAAGAUGGGGGGCCGCCCAGGCCCUUUGGCCUCAAGAUCAGCCCAGCUCAACUCCAAGCGCUACCUGAUCCUCAUCUACUCUGUGGAGUUUGACAGGAUUCACUACCCGCUGCCCCUCCCAUACCAGGGCAAGCCGGACCCUGUGGUCCUGCAGGGCAUCAUCCGCUCACUGAAGGAGGAGCUGGGCCGCCUUCGAGGGCUGGACGGCCAGGAUGCUCGGGACACCCGGGAGACUGAGAUCUGGCACCUGAGGGAACAGGUUUCACGCCUGGCAUCGGAGAAGCGCGAGCUGGAGGCCCAGCUGGGCCGAUCUCGAGAGGAGGCUCUGGCCGGGAGGGCGGCGCGCCAGGAGGCUGAGGCGCUGCGUGGGCUCGUCCGCGGCCUGGAGCUGGAGCUUCGGCAAGAGCGGGGCCUCGGACACCGCGGGGUCGGCCGCCGCAGCCAGGAUUGCCGGCGCCUGGCCAAGGAGCUGGAGGAGGUGAAGGCGUCGGAGCGUAGCCUGCGCGCCCGGCUGAGGACCGUGAACAGCGAGCUGGCGGUGUACAAGAGGGGGAGACAGACUCCGCCGGUGGUGCCGCCCCGGGUGCGGGAGGAUCGGGCUUCGUCGUCGCGGGAGCGCUCCACAUCUCGUGGUCGCGGUGCCGCCCGCUCUUCUUCCCGGGAGAGCGGUCGGGGGAGCCGGGGUCGAGGCCGCCCCGUCCGCCCCUCGCCUUCACCCACAGGUGGUCGCGUGCCCCGUUUCGACCCCACGGCCUUUGUGAAAGCCAAGGAGAAGAAGCAGAGAGAGAUCAAGAUGAAGCAGCAGCAGCAGCGGAACCGACGGGGCAGCGGAGGAAGCGGCGACGGGCCGUCCGUCUCCUGGUCGCGCCAGACUCGGCCGCCCGCCGCCGUGACCGGCCGAGGGGACGCGGCCAACCGCUCGCGACACCGCAGCUCCUCGGUGGACAGUCUCCGCAGCCGCUGCUCGUCCGCCAGCUCCUGCAGCGAGUUGGAGGAUUUCUCUGAAUCCCUCCCUAGAGGCGUUCGCCGCGGGAAGCCUCCCAGCCCCACAACCUGGAGUGGGUCCAAUACGCAAAAGUCCACCCCUCUGGAUCGCGGCCGCCGUCAGAGACGCCCGGCUAAUUCGGGGGGCUGGGUCCCUAUCAAAGAGUACAGCUCGGACCACCAGGCAGCGGACAUGGCGGAAAUAGACGCCCGCCUGAAGGCCUUGCAGGAAUACAUGAACCGUCUGGACACAAGGUCGUGACCUUGGGCAGGGAGUACUGCCCCUCCACCCCCCCACCCAC